This is a messenger RNA of Aspergillus nidulans FGSC A4, 2714 nucleotides long. It is a transcript of the gene phzA, whose product is annotated as protein ppzA. The coding region runs from base 461 to 1999 and encodes 512 amino acids. The record is from RefSeq and is a predicted model, not a curated record. Gene Ontology annotation, molecular function: hydrolase activity; protein serine/threonine phosphatase activity. The transcript is spliced from 4 exons. Gene Ontology annotation, cellular component: cytoplasm. Lineage: Eukaryota; Fungi; Ascomycota; Eurotiomycetes; Eurotiales; Aspergillaceae.
UAAUUUAGAAGUCAUUCGUUCGAUCCCACAUUCAAUAUCAUUACUUCGUAUUCACACUCCUUUCAGCUGCUGACUGUCGUCAAACUAAAGGAGCAAAAGAACCCACCAAAUCGGAGUUUUCCCUUCCGGCCAUCUAGCUCUGUCGCUCUACCAAGCCCACACUCUGGCCCACCGCUUCGAACCUGCUUCAUUAUCACUUAGACUUGUAUCCCGUCUCGGUCGCGAUAUUUGCUGUUUCGGUCAAGCGCCGCUUCGUUACGUCGAGGACUCUAUAUCAAGUGGAUACCAUUGGGAGACAUCGAUUGCCUUCAUAUACGUUUGCCCGCCUGCUGCGAGGUUUCGGCCAAGACACUCCUAGCAUUCCUCCAUAUCCACUGGGGUCCAGAUAAACUUACCUUUGAGCUAUAUUGUUUGCCUGCGUGUGAGGGAGGAGCCUUGGCGAAUAUCUCUCCUUGCAGAAAUGGGUCAGUCUCAUUCCAAGGGCAAUUCCGGCGCUGGGGAUUCGCUGCAAUCCUACCCCUCAUUCUCGAAAUCUGAUACCAAAGAGUCACUCCGCUCCUUCCGAGGAUCUAUCAGGUCGAAGAUUCGUAGCAGCGACAGUCCGCGGGCGUCAACCUCAGCUUUAAACCAAUCCGAUGACAAAUCCGAUGCAGGUUCAAUGAAAUCAGUCGGAAGCAGACGCAGUUCCACUAAUCUGAGUCGACCUGCCUCGGCGGAUUCCUCCGCUGCGUCACCCACCGAUGCUCCGGAUCCUCCGCCGUCGCCCACUAUGUCAAGCAGCUUGAAGCGCGGCCAUCAGGAUGUAGCUGCCAUGAAGCAGAGUGGCGAGGUGGACCACGUCUCUGAUGCUCCGCCGUCUGCAGCGCCGCCCCCGGGCUCGCAAGCUAAAGUAGGAGAAUCCAUUCUUAUCAAACGGGAGGACACGUCGAAUCCAAUCUUAGACUUUAUCAUGAAAACACCGCUCCACUCAGACGCAUCAUCCUCUUCGCCAGGUAUGGGUAUGGGUGCCCUAAAGUCGAUUGAUCUUGAUGAUAUGAUCACUCGUCUUCUGGACGCGGGAUAUUCCACCAAGGUCACCAAGACAGUUUGCUUGAAGAACGCUGAGAUUACAGCCAUUUGCACUGCCGCACGAGAGUUGUUCCUCAGUCAGCCAGCAUUGUUGGAGCUUUCAGCCCCAGUGAAGAUCGUCGGGGACGUGCAUGGCCAAUACACUGAUCUCAUCAGAUUGUUUGAGAUGUGCGGUUUUCCUCCAGUUUCGAACUACCUUUUUCUCGGCGACUAUGUGGAUCGCGGGAAACAAAGCUUAGAGACGAUCCUCCUUCUCCUUUGUUAUAAGCUCAAGUUUCCAGAAAACUUCUUCCUCUUGCGCGGUAAUCAUGAGUGCGCUAACGUAACUCGAGUGUAUGGAUUUUAUGACGAAUGCAAGCGGCGUUGCAAUAUCAAGAUCUGGAAAACGUUCGUCGACACGUUCAAUUGUUUGCCAAUUGCAGCUACCGUCGCUGGCAAGAUCUUCUGUGUGCAUGGUGGCCUCUCGCCGAGUCUGUCCCAUAUGGAUGAUAUCCGAAAUAUCGCCCGGCCGACUGACGUGCCGGAUUACGGGUUACUGAACGACUUGCUUUGGAGUGACCCCGCCGACAUGGAUGAAGACUGGGAGCCUAAUGAGCGCGGAGUCAGCUAUUGUUUCAACAAAAACGUCAUAAUGAACUUCCUCCAGCGACAUGACUUUGACCUGGUCUGUCGCGCGCACAUGGUCGUCGAGGAUGGCUACGAGUUCUAUCAGGAUCGAAUACUCGUAACCGUGUUCUCUGCUCCAAACUAUUGUGGCGAGUUCGAUAAUUGGGGUGCUGUCAUGUCCGUCUCGGGCGAAUUACUCUGUAGUUUUGAGUUGUUGAAACCUCUGGAUUCUGCGGCAUUAAAGAGUCAUAUCAAGAAGGGCCGCAAGGAAAGGAAUAGCCUGAUUAACAGUCCUCCUGCUGUUGUUUCGGCCCAAAGCUUUUAGAAUCCCUGGUUUACGUGCCAAUAAUUUCUUAUCCGCUAUAUGUCACCCAUCUAAGGGAUCUGGAUCCUCAUCUUGUGGUUGGUCAGUGUCUUUUGCCACCUAGGACCAUCGACGUUCGUUAUUGGACUGCCAAUUGAAUCGCCGCCGGUUCACAACUCGCGCCACUGUUUUUUUCCAGUGUGCGCGUUCCGCAGGUGAUAGCGGCCCGGUCCGCGAAUGAACACGGCGAAAUGAGUUCUCCGACACUGGAAAAGAGUGUUCGAUCUGAGACCGUAUUUCCAUAUCAUCCAGUAUGACAAUAUGGGACGUGGCAGGUCCGCAGGGGUCAGCAUUACUUCAUCAGUCGCAUGAGAUACCCCGUGUCCCCUAACAACGAAUACUACAGUAUAAAGACUAGGGCAAACGAUAUCUUAUCUCUCUAACAUACGUGCUUUCGUGCAAGAGAUGCAUCAAAAGCGAGCAUAUGCCGUUUUCUAUGGAAGGAAUAGGCGGAGUUGUGAUUGUCCUAUCUGUUGUUUAUUGGUCUGCUGUUUCUCUCGUUGUCUAACAAAGAGCUUUAUGUUUGAUGGUAUACGGAUAAGCAUUCUAUUCGGGCCGGUGGCCUGCAGCGUGAUUACUUUCAUCCUUGUUAUUAUCUCAAUUUACAUGUGGAGUACACGGUUUUAGGGCUUUUAGAUAGGAACUAGCAUGGCAUACAGGACGUCUGAUAUAUGUC